Messenger RNA from Lachnellula hyalina, 1056 nucleotides. Its product is annotated as Chitin deacetylase. The record is from RefSeq and is a predicted model, not a curated record. Gene Ontology annotation, molecular function: hydrolase activity, acting on carbon-nitrogen (but not peptide) bonds. Bases 1 to 1056 code for a protein of 351 amino acids. Gene Ontology annotation, biological process: carbohydrate metabolic process. The transcript is spliced from 4 exons. NCBI's taxonomy places the organism in Eukaryota, Fungi, Ascomycota, Leotiomycetes, Helotiales, Lachnaceae.
AUGGUAGUCACAGACCCCCGCUACGAAAUCCCCCGUGAUCUAGAAGGCAAGUCCUCUAUAUCCCAUCAAGCUAUAAGAUACGGCGAAUCGUCACUGCAUCCCCAAUGGCCCAACAACGCCAAGCUAGCCCUCUCCUUCAUCCUAAAUUACGAAGAAGGCGGCGAGCGAACGGUGCUGAAUGGAGACGCGCACUCGGAGCCGUAUCUAUGGGAAAAGGGGGCAUCGAGUUCGUUUUUAGAGGGCGCGAGACAUAUGGCUGCUGAGUCUGAAUACGAAUACGGCUCCCGCGUCGGUGCCUGGCGCAUCCUGCGAUUGUUCAAGGAGCAAGGAUAUAGAUUUACCACAUGGGCCGUAUCACAAGCCGUGGCCAAAAACCCUACGUUCGCGCGUGCGCUGGUACGCGAUGGCCAUGAGAUAGCUGCGCAUGGUGCGAGGUGGCUUGAUAUUUCUGCGCUGACUGUUGAGGAGGAGAAGGCGUAUAUCAGGGAGAAUUGUAAAACUCUGGAAGAUGUGACAGGAGUUUUUCCACGGGGCUAUUUUUAUGGGCGGGGGACGCCGAAUACGCGGUGUCUGUGGCCGGAGGUCGUGAAGGAGAUGGGGGGCGGGAAGAGGCUGUUGUACAGCAGUGAGGCGUUCAAUGACGAUGUGCCGUAUUGGGUUGAUCUGCCGUGGGAGGAGGGACUCGAGGUUGGGGAGAGGGAGGGGUUGCUGAUUGUGCCAUAUAAUUAUGAUUGUAACGACGGAAAGUUCCACAUGAGUCCUGGGUUUGUAGGCUCACACAUGUAUCUCGAGUACCUGAAAUCGACGUUCGAUAUGCUGCUCCGUGAAGGCCAAGCAGGGAGUCCGAAACUUAUGAAUGUACCGAUGCAUUCGCGCAUUAUAGGGAAGCCGGGGCGGGCGGAGGCGUUGAGGAGUUUUAUGUUGUAUGUUAAGGAGAAGGGGGGUGACGAGGUUUGGGUGGCUACUAGAGAGGAGAUUGCGGAGCAUUUUAAAAAGGAGUUCCCGUAUGUGCCAGGACAUCUUGCACCGGGGAGGAAGAUGGGACUUGAAGCUUGA